UUUUAAGAUGACACUUUUUAUAGAGCUACAGCUUCUAUACUGCCAUUAUUCUUCUGUGGCAUCCAAGACCAGGAGGUGACAAAACAGCAGGCCACCAUGAGCCAAGUGACAAUCAAGGAUGUAGAAGUCCUCAACUGUGAAUAUGGCAAGAACACAAUUAAGUUCCUUCGCCUUCACAGAGAAGGGAAGAAGCACUUCGUUAAAGAAGUGGAAGUGUGCACGCAUCUCCGGCUGACUUCUGCUCAGGAGUACCUGGAGGGAAACAACUCUCUUGUGAUACCUACAGACACCAUGAAGAAUAUUGUCCUUGUGUUGGCCAAAAAAAAUGGGAUCCCAACUUUAGAACAAUUCGCUAUAGAUAUCUGCAAACACUUCAUGACAACAUUUUGCCAAGUGGCGUACGUCAAAACCUAUGUUCAAGAAGUACCAUGGCAACGUCUACACGAGAAUGGCGUUCCCCACGUCCACUCAUUCAUAUGCGUUCCUGAUGGGAUCCGCUUUUGUGAAGCUGAGCAGUGCCGAAAUGGUCCCCUGGUUGUUUUUGCUGGAAUUAAAGAUCUGAAACUUAUGAAGACAACACAGUCUGGAUUUGAAGGCUUCUAUAAGGAUGAAUACACCACACUUCCUGAAAGGCAUGACAGGAUUUUAUGCGGAGAGCUCUUCUGCAAAUGGUCAUAUGGCGAAUGCAAGGAUUUUGACUUUGACUGCAUAUGGAACAAAAUCCGUGAAUGUAUCCUUGAAGCCUUUGCCGGGCCACCCGACUGUGGGGAAUAUUCACCCUCUUACCAGAAAACUGUCAACUCUAUCCAGAUGCUCGUCCUUUCCAAAGUGUCACAGGUACAGGUCAUAGAAGUCAUCUUGAACAACACUUUUUAUAAUGUCGUAGACAUGAAGAAUCUAGGCUUGACCAAUGACAAAGAGGUUCUGGUUCCAGUGGAAACUCCCUAUGGCUCCUGCGCUUGCACACUUGGCAGGAAGAAGUUCUUAGAAGCACAAGGCCAUGUGCUAAAAGAUGAGAGGCAAAGUCAGUUUGGACUGGCAGCUUCCCAGGGAAACUAAACCUCUUGGCUACUCUCACACCUUCCUGAUAAACUUAACAGUAUGGCUUUCCUAUCAGCGUAUACUCAUUGGCCUCUUCCAUCGCUACUUUCCCUCUAGGAACUCCUGAGGUUGACAUUUCUGAAGGACCCUCAGGAAUUCAGAAAUCAAAGCCUGUCCCUGAAUCUCAGUGUGAUUUGCAGAUUGAAAUCCCUUAUGCUCUUGAAAAUCCCAGCUGGAAACAUUAUAGUCAAUUAAUUUUUAAACCAGCUAUUCCCAGACCUUUUAAUGAAACAAUUAAUUUGAUAAUGUCUGUAACAUGUUUUUGACAUGUAAAAUCAGCAACUCUGUAUAUUCUAUUUAUUAAUGUUCCUUCAGUAAAAUGAACAUACAGGCACGAGACCAGAUGUUUCAUUGACAUUACCUGUCAUGACCCCUUGAUGCCCCUCUGAUCUACAGAGCUGAGGUUCUGACCCAGUAACAGAACAGGGAAUCAGUCAGACACUGAUUUCUUUGUGAAGGAAAUGAAAAAAAGAAAAAAAAAAAGUCUCUCUCAUAUCUCCUUUGCAGUGUGAAUAGUUACAGCUGUUGACUAAUUUCUCUGCAUGUAUUCUGACUGCAUGGCUGCUGCUGCUACUCAUCAGACUAUACAGUUACUAUAUAAUUUUAUAUUAAUCACUGAGGUGUUUGGGGCUAUCUCUGUAAGUUUAAUUAAAUAGUUUUCUUUAGUCUAAUAAUCUCAUCAUGACUUCUGAGCAGGCAGGAGUCAACCUAAGUAACCCUAUUACUUUUGGGAGGGGUAGGGAGAAAGCUAGACAGACAGACAAAGCAUAUCUUCCUUUAGUUACCCCAGGUGAUAGCUCUGAAUAUAAAGAUAAAACUAUACAGCCAACAAUUCUCAUCUCGCAAACUGUGGCUACCACAUUUGCACCAGAAAUCCUGCUCAACUUCUGACAGCUUCUAACUGCUGCUCUCAUUUUCUCCGAGCGUCAUUUUCAGACUCCAUGUGACAGAGUGCAAAUCCAACGGGAAGUGCCCAAAGUUACUUCUGAAAACUGCAAUUCAGUUACCUUUGUGCCUUCUCAGUUGGGCAGACCUGCAGCAUUCCUCAGGGUACAAUCAUUAAAUUCAUAGGCACCGAAAAUGAGGAACAUGUCCUGCACCAUGUGACAUUUUGAGGUGCUUUUCAAGAUAGGAACUUGCCUUGGUGAGCAGGACAUAACAGAUGCGAAAGGAAGACACUGUUCACAAGCCUGAGAUAUCUCCUGAAAAACAACAGGACAAAUGACACCACAGAGUGAAGCUGUCCCAGAUAUGCUGUUCCCUGGUCACUAGCCAAUUCUGAAAGUUUUACUUACAACACUUCUAGCUUUUGCCAGGGACAUUCUUUCUUACCUUGUUAGAUUGUGUUGUAUUCUGCUUGUGGGCUUAUGUCUUGCUAUUUCUGCUAUUUUUAGGUGCUUGUAAUUUAUUAAUGUAUCUUUUAAGGGCGAAUAAAGAGCAACAUCAAAAAACAAA
Molecule: messenger RNA, 2556 nt
Organism: Harpia harpyja (harpy eagle)
Lineage: Eukaryota; Metazoa; Chordata; Aves; Accipitriformes; Accipitridae
Product: uricase-like
Exons: 8
Coding region: 97-1059 (320 amino acids)
Biological process (GO): purine nucleobase catabolic process; urate catabolic process
Cellular component (GO): peroxisome
Molecular function (GO): urate oxidase activity
Source: RefSeq, a predicted model, not a curated record